GACUCAGGCGUCGGAGCGGGCGGCCGCGGGCGCCGCCGCCUCCUCCUCCAUGGCUGUUUACCCGGCUGCAUUGUGGGAGUUUGACCUCCGCCGCCGCCAACCGCCGCUUCGGCUUGCGCCGCCGCCGCCGCCGCGCACGCCAUGGGAGCCGUGACUGACGAUGAAGUGAUACGGAAGCGUCUCCUCAUUGAUGGAGAUGGUGCUGGAGAUGAUCGAAGAAUUAAUUUGCUAGUGAAAAGUUUCAUUAAGUGGUGCAACUCUGGAUCCCAAGAAGAAGGAUAUAGCCAGUACCAACGUAUGCUGAGUACACUGUCUCAAUGUGAAUUUUCAAUGGGCAAAACUUUGUUGGUGUAUGACAUGAAUCUCAGAGAAAUGGAAAAUUAUGAAAAAAUUUACAAAGAAAUAGAAUGUAGCAUUGCUGGAGCUCAUGAAAAAAUUGCUGAGUGCAAAAAGCAGAUUCUUCAAGCAAAACGAAUACGAAAAAAUCGCCAAGAAUAUGAUGCUUUGGCAAAAGUGAUUCAGCAUCAUCCAGACAGGCAUGAGACAUUAAAAGAAUUAGAGGCUCUUGGAAAAGAAUUAGAGCAUCUUUCACAUAUUAAAGAAAGUGUUGAAGAUAAGCUGGAGUUGAGACGGAAACAGUUUCAUGUUCUUCUUAGUACCAUUCAUGAACUUCAGCAAACAUUGGAAAAUGACGAAAAGCUCUCAGAGGUAGAAGAAGCUCAAGAAGCAAGCAUGGAAGCAGAUCCUAAGCCAUAGGCAGGCAAAUCACCAUUCCCAAGAAUAUUGAAAGAGCUAUGUGAUCUUAGUGUGUUUAGAAUUUGUUGUGCUCUUGACGUAUUUGAAGUUGUGGCAGUGAAGUGCUUUGCUUUUAAAUAUUAAUGCACAUCUCAUUUAUAUUUCUUCACACAAAGGAAAUGGCUUCAGUAUAUAUUUGUUUUUAUUGAAAUGCAUUUUUCAUUCUUAAAAGGUAGGAAGCAACACCAAAAAAUGUUUAAUAAAAUGUCUUCAAGCUACAUGUUUGUGCCCAUUAGUAACUGGUAACAUUGAUAGCCUUAUAAGUAAAGACUGUGAAAAGGUGGCAUUUCUAGGAUGUACAUGGGAUGAUGAGUCCAUUUCUGGAAAUCAUUACCACUUUAGAAAAUUAAGUCCAUGAGUGGGCUUCUGGAGGGCCAUGAACCUGUGAAAUUACAUGCACAAUGUUUACGGUGUAUGUUUACUGUGGGAGGAGGUUCUGUGAUGUUAAGAAUCACUGGUGUCAGAGGUAAUUACAAGAGCCAAAGUAAAUCCAUAUGCAUUGCCUUCUAUAGCUCUCUCCAGUACUUGAGGAAUGUGAUUGUUAAAUAUUUUCUUUUAUGUUUUUUUCUCUUCUGUUUUGGUCUUUAGAAGUCAUUUUCAAUCAGAAAACAUAUUAAUAAAAUGGAAAGUUAUUUGAA
Molecule: messenger RNA, 1433 nt
Organism: Sciurus carolinensis (gray squirrel)
Lineage: Eukaryota; Metazoa; Chordata; Mammalia; Rodentia; Sciuridae
Gene: Thoc7
Product: THO complex subunit 7
Exons: 8
Coding region: 142-756 (204 amino acids)
Biological process (GO): mRNA export from nucleus; mRNA processing
Cellular component (GO): THO complex part of transcription export complex
Source: RefSeq, a predicted model, not a curated record